GUCUGGAGAGAGGGACGUCUGGGCGUCUCUGCUGAGUCUGCUGCCCCCGCGACCCGGUCCUGGAUAAGCGGAAGACGACGAACGAACGAUCUAUACAGUUCCAGAUUUAUUUUAAUAUUUUACAGUGACAGUAAUUUUUCACAACAAAGACAUAUUGAGAAAACGUACCCAAAUUUCUAAAAUUGCAUGGGUGCUCCCUGGUGGACAGACUAUGUAAUAGCGCCACUGUUUAGAAAUCUCCUCAAAGAUAUAAUUUGGCAAUUCUGUACUGUAACGUCUGUUUACUGCUCGAUAAGCAAGAUCAUAACUUAAUAUUGGUCAUAAGCUAAAACUGCCCGUCGCAUGGCUCUAGUUUCAACUUUGUCGAAAAGCUGUGAAUUUUGUUUUUGUUUUAGUCUUUAAGCUAUGUUGAGUUAUUUAUCAGAUUGCCUUAUGUUUCAUGUUAGGAAAGUUCAAACCCUCUCAUACACUGAGAUAUGAGAUAACUACUAAUGCUAUUAAACUGUAGAUAAUACAACAAAAUAUGUAUAGUUUCUUAUAUUUCAGUGUGAAUCCCAGGUGGAGAGUUCGAACCACGCAAUGCUCCAGUCUUUUUCUCUUUCAAACUUUAAUACGAACAAAACAGAAUAUGGCAAACAUCAAGUUGUCAAGAACACAGAAAGGAGUAUGAUCAACCAAAAGGAUUCUAUGUAAGUAUGCCAUAAACACAACAUUUUAUUGCUCCACUCUACUGCAGUAAAAAUCAACACAGGAAAAUGAGAAUUACUUGAAGGCUCAGGCGGCUACUAAAUGGUGAAGCAACGAAACACACAUUGGAGGCAAUAUGACUAAUAAUAACGAAGGUUACGGUGGAGCCAGACUAAAGCUGACAACUAGAUAAGAAAGAAGUAGGAACCUGUAAGCAACCUACUCUGCUGCAGUAGUUGAUCACUAAAGAAAAUGUUCUGCAAAAUUAACAGGAAAACAGAAAUCUUACAGGGCUACUGCUGAACACAUUCGCAUGGACCAGAUCCUUCAUUUACACUGUAAAAAUAUGUUUUGAAACACAAUUUAUUUUAGUAUAGAAUGAUUCUUUAUUUGUCCCUCCAUAAUACCAUAUAUCAACCAAUUAAUUUGUUUCAAAUAAUUUCAUGACCGAAUCAAAGGUACACACUUCCAUAAAGGAUAUUAACACUUAAUGUAAACACUAAGUUUACAUUAAGUAAACUUAGUGUUUACUUAAUGUAACUUAUCAUAUCUUUUUUCUCGUAAUUAGAGCGAACCCUGUGCCGUGGUGUCAAAAAUUUUAUCAAGUAUUUUUCUUAGUUAUUAGUUGUAUCUGUAUGUUGUUUCUUCUACAAUGUUAAAGCCCCUUAAAAUAACAUGUCACUAAAUAGGCUAAUUAAAGCAUCAGUUAGGACAUUUAAAAAAAAAUAAAAUACUCAAUAAUAAACAACCUCAUAAUAAAGAGCAUUUCUUGAUUAUUUGUAUGACACAAAAGACUGGAAAACAUUUACUGAUAGAAUAAUAAUAAUAAUAAUAAUGGAGGACACCCCAUUGGACUAAAGUAGAUGUUCAAUAAGGAUAACGACAAACUUUUUAAAACGAAACAUUUAUUAUUUUGAGCAAAGAAUGCUAUAAGUUAGGUCAGUAAAGCAGAAUGCCCAUAUCUUUUAAAUGUAAUUUGUACGGUUUAGUAAAUGCUGUGCUACAAACACUUGUAGCAGUGGUAGUGCAGCAGAGGCUCAUUAUUAGAAAUGCACAAAUCAACCGGCCAGAGAUCAGAAUCUGUUUUUCCUUACCUACAGUUGAUCUAAUCAAUGACUGGCAGGUCACAAAGAGAAAGAUCUGAUUUUUUUUACUAGUUAGUAAAACAUCAAAACUAAGGCCUCUCAGCAUCAACCGACAUGUUCUUUGAUACACUAUUCUGAAUUUAAUAAAAAACACAUUCAGGUGAGGACAUACUUUAUAAUUGCCAGGUCAGACCUCUAAGGAAAAAAGCCAGGAGAAACCUUAUGGCUACAUCUCUAUUUUAUAAUAUACACACACACAUAUCAAAACGAAAUUACAAAAAUACUGAUCAUUUUUUUUCUAUUUUAAUUAAUCUUUUAGCCUAGAUUGAACAAAGAUGAUCCCUUUGAAUACUUUUCUGACAUAAAAAAAAAUGGAAAAGGCAUUACAAAACUUUAUUGAUGUAUUUUAUUGUAGUAUUUUAUUGCAAGAUUCUGCUAGUGUUUUUCACGUAGCCAUCAGGCCAGUAAAUAUUCCUUUUACAAGUUGCAAUAUCUAAAAGUACUUUUGUUUUGUUUGUUUUAUUCUAUUUUUUUUAAAUACAGUUUUUGUUUUGUAUUUCUAAAAUAUUAUUUGCAAGUUAACUUUUCCAUCUCAGGCAAUAAGGCAUUACACCAUAAGGAACUUGGUAUAUAGUCUGACUGACAAUAACAUUUUAUCCAUGGUUUGGGGCUAUGUUAAACACGCAAAGUGAUCCUUGUUGGCAUUUUAUAGGUUCACAACAAAACAUGCUUACAAAGUAGUCAGUUUCCCUCAUUUUUUGCGGUCUGUGGUGUUCACUCACUGGCAUUAGCUAGUGGCUAACACUUGUCUCAUGCUGCACGAAGUUUAACUUUAGCUAAAUCAUAAGACGGAUGCUUAAAGACACACAGUAACAAUAAAAAAAAACACACCACUUAAAACCUUAUGCUUAUCUUUCCUAUUAUAUCGCUUUUUAAGAAAACACAGACGAAACUGUCAAAAAAUUUUUAACUUGAGCUGAAUAUGCUAGCUAGCUGACAUUGUAGCUUACAGCGCGAACGGUUAAAUGGUUGUACAACGGCUAAAAAUGCUUCAAUGUGCUGUCAAAUCCAAGGAAGGGUUAUUUAACACAGACAAUGUCUAUAUGUUAUAGAUUUUCAAUGAUUGCCAUAAAAAAUGGUUCAGAAAAGCCUUAUUAUUCUGUUGUAUGGGAUAUGAUAUCCAAUUUAAUUCCCCAUCAACCUUUUUCUUGGGGCUUUCUCCAGAUUCUAGAUGUUAAUAACAGCCAAUUGAAAAGGUUGUAAACAUUUUUUUAACACACAUCUAUUAAAAAACACAGUCAAAAGACAAAACUGGUAGAAUAUGCCCUAUAACAUUUUUAACUGUUUUAAUUUUACUGCUGUGUGAAACUGUUUCAUUGGGGUAAGCUCCCAGUGUUCCAGAAUCCUAACAAAGCACAUGAGUGCAACCAAAUGUCCAACUACUGUCGUAUAAUCGCAAACUAGUGGGCAUAAAUUAACAUCAGGGGUACUGAAUAUAUACGUAAGUGGCUUGCCGUACUGACAGACGUUCUCGCAGCGGAGCGCCGCAUGUCGCCUACUACUACUGGUCUGGGGUCAGUUUGGACUCAGGUCACACCAUGGACCACAUGUCCUCUCCGGUCCGAUUGCGCAGAAAUAAAACAGAAGCAACAGCUUUUGCAGAAAAGCAGUUGUCCAGUCUUUCCAUCGAAGACCAGGCAGACUUACAGUUUCCCUACGCCAUGAGGGAUCUACCUCCCGUCAUUCAUUCAACGGAAAAGUCACAGAAACAAGACCACCAUGAGAUGGAAGAAGCUCUGACAGCUGCCAACGGGAGGCUGCCAGGCUAUCCUGGAACUCCUCCUUCAUCUUGUCCUGUUUCCUGCCCCCCUGCCAGUUCUCCGACAGUCCCACCCAGGCCAAAUCACACAGGAAGGGACUCCUCACAGAUUCUGCCUUUGAAGAGGCAGCUUGUCUCUCAGGUAUCUCUGGACUCUCCCCUGAGCCCGGCCUUGCGACCGCGCAGUCCUUGGGGGCCGCUUGACCCCUACGACUCUCCAGAGGAUCAGGACAAAGAGUAUGUGGGUUUUGCUACGUUGCCCAACCAGGUUCACAGAAAGACAGUGAAGAAAGGAUUCACAUUUACACUCAUGGUGGCAGGAGAAACUGGACUCGGCAAAUCCACACUAAUAAACAGUCUGUUCCUCACGGACCUCUACAAAGACAGAAAAGUUCUCAACGCUGAGGAACGGAUCAGCCAAACAGUCGACAUCAUCAAGCACACCGUUGGGAUCGAGGAGAAAGGAGUCAAACUGAGGCUGUCCAUCAUAGACACGCCGGGGUUCGGUGAUGCUGUCAACAACACAGCAAGCUGGAAGCACGUGGAGGACUACAUCGACCAGCAGUUUGAGCAGUAUUUCAGAGAUGAGAGCGGGCUGAACCGAAAGAACAUCCAAGACAACAGAGUCCACUGCCUCCUCUACUUCAUCUCUCCAUUUGGGCACGGUCCCAGACCUAUCGACGUGGAGUGCAUGAAGGCUUUGCAUGAAAAAGUCAACAUAAUUCCUCUACUGGCCAAAGCCGAUAGCCUGACACAAGCAGAAGUCUGCAGCAAGAAAUUGAAGAUCAGGGAAGAGAUCAAGCAGUUUGGGAUUAACAUCUACCAGUUUCCAGAGUGUGACUCAGAUGAGGACGAAGACUUCCAGAAACAGGAGCAGAUCCUCAAGGACAGCAUACCAUUUGCUGUAAUCGGGAGCAACAUACAGGUGGAGAGCAAAGGCAGAAAGUUCAGAGGUCGCUCCUAUCCGUGGGGUGUGGUAGAAGUUGAGAACCCGAUCCACUCAGACUUCCUGCUGCUGAGGAACAUGCUGGUGAGGACGCAUAUGCAGGAUCUGAAGGACGUGACGCGGGAGAAUCACUACGAAAACUACAGGGCACAGUGCAUCCAGAGCAUGACCCGCAUGAUGGUGCAGGAGAGGAAACGCAGUUUACGCGAAAAGUAUCGAGAAGGGAGCGAGGUGGACUUUCCUCUGCCGCUCGCAGCAGUUGACACAGACAUGGAGAGACAGAUUUUUGAGAAAGAUGAAGAACUGAGAAAGAUGCAGGAGGUGCUGGAGAGGAUUCAGGAGCAGAUGCAGCAGAGCCAGAGAGGAGCUGCUGAUUCUCCCAGACAAAUAUGGAUCACAGAGGAACAAAUAGAGAGUAAAUCUUCUGCAAACUGACUGUUUCAACAAGUGGAAGUGAGAACUUUCCAAAGAUGGAUCAAACAUUUAAGUAGAUCUAUGCAGGGAGGUGUGCAUGAAAUGCACAACAACUGUAUGUCAGCUCAAGCUUUGGCUUAUGUUCAUGUCAAGAGAGCUGAUUGCCUGAUCCGGUUCCUUUUAUAAACCCUGUCAUGUUUUUUGUGUGCUCUCUGGACAUAAAAUGAUGCCCAGACUCUUUUUUUUGUGCAAAACUGAUGCAGCGUGAUACAAUGACCCAGAGGUGAACUGAUUCAGAGAUUUAGAGGGCUGCACUACACAGCAAAUUCAAGCAAGCAAGGUCAUUGACAAAACCUAAAACUCCACUGAGAGAUAACAGGCAGAACAAUAGUAGUUAUGAUUCUCCCUGGUUUUACUCUUGAGGAUCUUCACAUUCACAUACAUAUUCUUCAACCAAACAAAAUGCACAGAUCGCUUCGGCACUUCAUUCACCCCAGGGUGCAUAUAUGAAAAUCUUUUAAUUUAAAAAUAUUAAGAUAGUUACAGGGAAAAGUGGCUACAGUUAAGAGAGAAUGGGUGCAGGAAAGCUAUUAUUAUAUUUUCCCAGGAUAGAAUAAAUCUAGUCAAAUUAAAGCAUAGAUCCUUUUAAAAUCUGCAGUGAGACUAAGCUUCUGCUAGAACAGAUGCAUGGUUAUUCUAAAGAUCUUUAUACAUCUUUAUCAGGGGUGCCACUAAAUAUGGAGGACGCUGUGUAUGAGGAUCUUCAACAUGGACUUCCUUCUAAGAAUCAACUUUUUAAAUAAGCUUUUAAUAUUACUUUCUGACAACAUAUAAAUGUUCUAAACUGGUUUUACUCCAGAGGUGUUUGUGAGUUCAAGAUUUGUUACCAUGGUGAUCACAUGGAGUCACAUUUGUGAUUUGUGAUGAGCUGGCUUUAGAUUAAACAUAGCCAGCUAAGCAGCUGAUUUGUUUUGUAGUACAGCCCUGUCAUGUUGGUUUCUUCUUCUGCUGCUGUUGUUGUAAACUAGACUCUACCUUUGUAAUGUUACCUCGUCUCUUGACUUCUCCCACCAAGUGGUCAGUGUGUUAGUGGUGGAUUUUUAACAUGUAAACUCCAUUUUUAUUAUAUCAGUGAAACUGUCUUUUUCUAUGUUAAUGUUUGUUGUUUUGUAAGGACAGAAAGACAAUAAAAUAAGAAACUUCC
Girardinichthys multiradiatus is the source of this 6155-nucleotide messenger RNA. Its product is annotated as septin-5-like. Gene Ontology annotation, molecular function: GTP binding; GTPase activity; molecular adaptor activity. Gene Ontology annotation, cellular component: microtubule cytoskeleton; septin ring; synaptic vesicle. Gene Ontology annotation, biological process: cytoskeleton-dependent cytokinesis; regulation of exocytosis. The record is from RefSeq and is a predicted model, not a curated record. Lineage: Eukaryota; Metazoa; Chordata; Actinopteri; Cyprinodontiformes; Goodeidae. The coding region runs from base 3371 to 4972 and encodes 533 amino acids. The transcript has 13 exons.